Messenger RNA from Hippoglossus stenolepis (Pacific halibut), 2795 nucleotides. RefSeq names its product phosphoinositide-3-kinase, regulatory subunit 6b (gene pik3r6b). Bases 173 to 2713 code for a protein of 846 amino acids. Lineage: Eukaryota; Metazoa; Chordata; Actinopteri; Pleuronectiformes; Pleuronectidae. Gene Ontology annotation, biological process: G protein-coupled receptor signaling pathway; positive regulation of MAP kinase activity. The record is from RefSeq and is a predicted model, not a curated record. Gene Ontology annotation, molecular function: 1-phosphatidylinositol-3-kinase regulator activity. The transcript has 20 exons. Gene Ontology annotation, cellular component: phosphatidylinositol 3-kinase complex, class IB.
CUCUGCUGUUGAUUCACUCAGCGGUGGCAGCCGGGGGGGGGGGGAGAAUCUCCAGAGGAAACUGGUUUUAUAUUUUCAUUUCAGAAAGAUUUGAUCUACAUCGGAGAUAAGAGCGUCAGGUGUGACGGACGGAACUCUGCAGACAGAGAUUAAUACUCAGAUAUCACGAAACAUGACUGAUCUUGCAGCUGACGUGUCUCUCUCGGCUGUGCAGUCCAGUCUGCACACUGACGUCCAGGCGCUGCUCAACGAGAUGAACAGCAGAUGUACUUCACAGAAAGGAUGGAUAAGAUGGAGCCUUGAGAAGAAGGUGGAGGUGGAUCCGUCCUGCAGCGUCUCCCUCAUCUCUGUGUUGGUCAGGGAGCUGGAGAAGAAGCUGAAGAAGAUGCAUAAAAUAGGAUCCCACGUGCAUGUCAUCCCGAUACUGCACACCCUCUACUAUGCAGUCAUUCAGUCAGGCUCCAUGAUUCCUCGCAGCCUUUACCAGAGAGUAGACGAGUGUUUGAUGAAGCUGCUGAUUUUACCGAUACCUUACUCGGCCGUGGCCCUGAGCACCUUGAGCAGCGUUAAGAUGGAAAUGAUCACACCAGGCUCCUUGUACCAGAGGAGAGUCAUCGCUGAGCAGAACCUGAAGAGCAAGCAUUGCACCUUGCAAGAAAAGGUGUUUGUUCUCGCAGACCCAGAUGUUUUUACUGCACAGCUGGAGGCCACAGUGAGGGCGUACCUGGAGGUGUCCGGCAUGUUCAGGGACACACCCACUGCCAUGGAGAAAAAUCUGAUGCUACGAGUGAUGCAGAAGGGGCUGGGGACGGCGUGCCGGAGCUCCAGACUGGCUCAGGCCCUGGAGGCUUUAGACGUUCAGAUGGUAGAGAAAUACUUCGAGGAAGUGGUCCGAGCCGUGGAGCAGAGUAUAAAACACGGUCCAGGCGGAUGCACAACGUAUCUGAACAGACUGCAACACAUACAGAAAGAGAUUUUAGCUGCUGCUACAGAAGAAGUAACCGAGGAAGAUUGUGGCUCCGUGAGCAGCAGGACGUUGUUAUUUCCAGAGAUCAAAUUCCUGCUGUGGACAAACGAAGAGGAUCUAUGGAGUCUUCUGGCAAACUUCUCCCUGAGGUCCAACUCCAACUCGAGUGUGGAUGGAGACGAGAAGGACAAAAGAGACGGGGCUGAGGACGGUGGGAUCAAGAGACGUCUGAGGGACGUGAGCGACUUGCAGGACACGGUGCAGCCUCUGGUCAGAAAUUCAUCUCCAGCAAUGUCACGGAGGAAUGCCUACAAGAGGGGAAACUCAGAAAAUAAACUGAGUCUGAUGAGGGAGAAGAUGGACACGUUUGCUGGGAGCCGUCGUGUCCAGAGAGACGACUGCAGGUGCCUCACAGCGCGGGUGGUGGUGAUGGGGGACGAUCGAGUGCUCGGGCGGCUCAGCAGGGCUUUCCUCUCUAUACGACAGCGAGAGUCCAAACAUCUUGUUUUGACCAAGAAGCUGAACCUGCAGUUGUACUACGUCCCCGUCACCGAUGUGGAGCCUCAGCCCAGUUCACCAGACGGCCCGUGUCCGGACAACGGGAGACUGUCUCUCGCCGGCUUGUUGGGGAGAUUGGAUCCCUGGUACAACAGCAACAUCAACAGUCUGAGAGCCACCAUCUCCAACCUGGCAACAAUGCACACGGAGUCGGAGUCGGAGUCGGAAAAGGACCAAAACCUCUUCCUGCUGGACACCCUGUGUUACUACCUCCGCUGUGGGACGCAGCCCGUGAACCUGCCCAUGUAUUCUGUGAAGAUGACGCGGUGCAGCAGUGACGCGUCCCCUGUGGUGGAGGACGUGUUCGUGUCCCAUCUGGAGGCCGACAUGCCAGAGUUCAGACACCUCAAAGAAAAGUUUUCAAAGGAUCCGUUCACACGCAGGAAGAAGUCGACGGUGAUCAUCCACGGUGCCGUCAUCACCGUCAGUUAUACAGAGACGUCUUUAAGCAAACGGAGAGUUGAAAGAGGAGAAGCUCUGAUGACGUGUGGCGUGGCGAUCACCUCAGAGCCGGCAGCUGUAACCACAGGUGAGGAUUUCCUCACGGUCAGUUUUGACAGCAUAAACCCGGGAAACAACAAAAAAAUCCGAACCCAAAACAUCAGCAUCAGGACGAUGGAGGAUCAAACCCUCUCCGUGUGUCUGGACAGAGACUCUCGCAGGACGUACACUGACGUCCAAAGACAUCUCUCCGUGCUUGGACCCAGGAUGCAGCCUCCGCUCCAAGUUCAGCGUCAGAAACAAGCGAGAGCUGCCGCUGAGCAAGUAUCUGAACAACGUCCUGUCGCUGCCCAUCAACACCUUCACAGGUGUGACCCCGUGAGGAACAUCAGGAACAUGAGGAACAUAAGGAACAUCAAGAACAUGAGGAACAUAAGGAACAUGAGGAACAUGAGGAACACGAGGAACAUGAGGAACAUGAGGAGCAUGAGGAACACGAGGAGCAUGAGGAACAUCAGGAACAUGAGGAACAUGAGGAACAUGAGGAACAUGAGGAACACAAGGAACAUCAGGAACAUGAGGAACAUCAGUAACUGGUCGGGUUGUGUCUUGUUGUGUUUUAUCUCGUCUCAUCUCGGGUUGUGUUGUGUUGUGUCACGUAAAAUUUCAAGAUGUGAUAAUAAACUAAGCUUCAAUUAUGUUUGUGAAACGUUCUCUUAUCACCGCCCACAGAUCGUAGUAGUUUAAUUCAGAUCUUGUUUGAUUCAGAUCUUGUGUGAUUCAGAUCUUGUUGGAUUCAGAUCUUGUUUGAUUCAGAUCUUGUGUGAUU